CUCGUCUCUGGUGACCGGGCUGGCAGGCGGCUCUCAGUGGCGGCGCCGACAUGGCUGCGCUGGUGGAGCCGCUGGGGCUGGAGCGCGAUGUGUCUCGGGCGGUGGAGCUCCUGGAGCGGCUCCAGCGCAGCGGGGAGCUGCCCCCGCAGAAGCUGCAGGCCCUCCAGCGUGUCCUGCAGAGCCGCUUCUGCUCUGCCAUCCGGGAGGUGUACGAGCAGCUCUAUGACACGCUGGACAUCACUGGCAGUGCCGAGAUCCGGGCCCACGCCACAGCCAAGGCCACAGUUGCCGCCUUCACAGCCAGUGAGGGUCACGCACACCCCAGGGUAGUGGAGCUGCCCAAGACAGACGAGGGCCUGGGCUUCAACAUUAUGGGGGGCAAGGAGCAGAACUCGCCCAUCUACAUCUCCCGAGUCAUUCCCGGAGGUGUGGCUGACCGCCACGGAGGCCUCAAGCGUGGGGACCAGCUGCUGUCUGUGAAUGAGCGUCGAGGGCGAGCAGCACGAGAAGGCUGUGGAGCUGCUGAAGGCGGCCCAGGGCUCUGUAAAGCUGGUGGUGCGCUACACACCUCGAGUGCUGGAGGAGAUGGAGGCCCGCUUCGAGAAGAUGCGCUCUGCCCGCAGGCGGCAGCAGCACCAGAGCUACUCGUGAGCUUUCUGCUGCCACCCCUCCCCGGGGGCCUCCACUACCUGCCUUAUCCCCAGACUCCCAAAGCAGGCCAAUGAUUGGUGAAACCUUGAUUGCCACCCGCAGUCAUGGCUACUCUCCUGAGAGUCUGACCCUUGACCCCUGACCCAGACUCUCACCCCCAAGCCAUUCUGGCUAAAGCCCUUGGGGACUCAGCUGACUCCCAUUCAAGAUCUGGAAACUACUUUCCCUGGAAUUCCUCAAACCACUUCCCUGAGCCCUUGGUUCUGGAAACCCAGCCCUAGCUCUUACCCAUCCAUCCCCAGGUCCCUUACCCUGAGCCUGGCUCCCUUCUCUUCACCCUCC
This is a messenger RNA of Phyllostomus hastatus (greater spear-nosed bat), 993 nucleotides long. RefSeq names its product lin-7 homolog B, crumbs cell polarity complex component (gene LIN7B). The record is from RefSeq and is a predicted model, not a curated record. Gene Ontology annotation, cellular component: synapse; MPP7-DLG1-LIN7 complex; cell-cell junction. Lineage: Eukaryota; Metazoa; Chordata; Mammalia; Chiroptera; Phyllostomidae. The transcript has 5 exons. Bases 51 to 725 code for a protein of 224 amino acids. Gene Ontology annotation, biological process: protein localization to basolateral plasma membrane; neurotransmitter secretion; maintenance of epithelial cell apical/basal polarity. Gene Ontology annotation, molecular function: L27 domain binding.